This is a messenger RNA of Folsomia candida, 1793 nucleotides long. RefSeq lists its product as uncharacterized. The record is from RefSeq and is a predicted model, not a curated record. The coding region runs from base 762 to 1709 and encodes 315 amino acids. The transcript is spliced from 7 exons. Lineage: Eukaryota; Metazoa; Arthropoda; Collembola; Entomobryomorpha; Isotomidae.
AUUAUCCAGCACCACUUAUAUUUUUUAGUGCAUUCAUAGCUCAAAUUGCAGCUAUUUUGAGCUUUGAUUUUCAUAAAUUACACAAUCAGUGUGUGGCAAGAGCUAAAUACGUACAGUGAAAAUGGAAUCUCAAGCUGUGACACGCAAACCCGAGGAUGUAUAAUAAUUGUGUGGCAUCACAUCCGUUUCACAUUUUUGUGGUGUUGCUUUGCUUGCCUUAUUAAAAAGCUUUAGCAAUGUAGCAAUGUCCAUGUAUGUAUGAAAAUCGAGUCAUUCUAUUCCAACUUUUAUAUGUAUAACUUGCUUAUGCCCAUUGUGAACUGCCGGCUCCAGUCCGAUUGCAUUUUUUUCCGUUUGCGUGAUCAUCUUCUGACACAUUGUGCUCUGGUGGGCUGGAAAAUAUAGAAAUAACUAAUUCAUUUCAGUAUUGAUCUUUGUCAAUUAAUAGAAUUUUAACCUAACACUCGUCAAAUUGUGGUCCAGUUAAUAUUUUCACAAUCCUACACUGGAAAAAUCUCGAAAUCUGGAUCAUUUCGUUCCAGGUCACUUUGGAAUAAAGCUGGUGAACUGAACUCUGUCGGUUAUUUGUUUUGCCAAUGACUCGUUUAUCCCGAAGGAUAUUUUGUAUUUGUAAAACAAAUAGAUUGCUCAAUAAAAUGCAGUAGGUUAUUGACAACAGAGUGUAAUGAACUUGUUUACUAACAUUGGUGCGAAGUUAGAUUGAGUCAGUGAUUAGAAAUUAGUCACAAAGAAACUUCAAAAUGCAUCUAAUUUUUCGAUACGGGCUCCCACCGGGAAGUGCAUUGGUUCUGGUGGCUGUUCUACAAGUGGUCAAUCUAUUAUUCAAUACGUGUGUCGACUGGGUCGCCGUUUUAGCAAUAAAAGAAAUGGGAUACGAUUUCCGAGCAUGGGAAGAAUACACGUGGUUAGUGCUGAUCCUACUCGAAAUAUUGACCACGGUGAUCUUCCUCGUUUACGGCGUUGUCUUAAAGGGGAAUAAAUCAUGGCUAAUAUAUUGGAUGGGCACCUACACGGGGUUUCUAGCCAUAUCCAUUUUCAUCGAGCUAUUCUACAUUGAUUGGUCUUUCAAAGAGAUCAGUCCAGCUUUGACCACGCUGUACCUCAUUCUGAUGAUGACAGCCAUGUAUGCUUACGCAAUUAAUCUCGGAGUCAAUUGUCUCCCAUAUUUCAACACAAUUUCGGACUUGGAACCAAUAGGAAAAGGAUGGACGUUUAUCGUGGAUUUUUACAAAAGUCAUGUCAAAGAAGCUAGUGCGUUGGUGUUAAUGUUUGAAAUUGUUUUAAAUGCUCAAAUAUUUCUGGAUCGACAAACUACAAGAUUCAUUUUUCAAGCCGAGUUUGUUGGAUAUGAAGAUGACAAAGAUAUCGCCCUCCUCAUAGAAGAAACUGCCCUCAGAUAUAUUCGAAUCGCACUUGCAGCCAUAGGAUUCUACAUUGUUUACAAGCGAUUUGCAAUAAUGCAGGAGAAAAAGUAUUGGAUGUUCCGUUUCUGCUUUUGCUACCUUCUCACAAUCGCCAUCAGUACCGGAAUCUUUGUCUAUCUCCUCUUCAUGUGGAGAUCAGACCAUGUCCUGUUGACUUUAGUGUACUUUUUUAUCCUGCUAAUUAAUAUAGUGUAUCGACUUUGGGUACUUUUCAUUUGUGUUAAAUACACCGAUGUUUUUGAACGGAGUGGUAUCCCCAUGUAAAAUCUACGAGACUUGUAACCAUGUCAAGUGCUCGAUAAUAAUGUGAUCACGUAAAUAAAUAAAAUUAAUUAUGUUUUUGACUUA